Messenger RNA from Arachis ipaensis, 1230 nucleotides. RefSeq names its product LOB domain-containing protein 17-like. NCBI's taxonomy places the organism in Eukaryota, Viridiplantae, Streptophyta, Magnoliopsida, Fabales, Fabaceae. The record is from RefSeq and is a predicted model, not a curated record. Gene Ontology annotation, biological process: positive regulation of DNA-templated transcription; hormone-mediated signaling pathway. Gene Ontology annotation, cellular component: nucleus.
GCUAUAACCAACCAAAAAACAAUCUUCAUCAUCAUCACAAAAAUAGAAAAAAUUUAAACCCCAAAAUCAAGUUUUUUUUUUUUUUUUUAAAAAGGUGAAUUAAGAUGACAGGUUCUGGUUCUCCUUGUGGUGCUUGCAAGUUCUUGAGGAGAAAAUGUGUGAGAGGUUGUGUUUUUGCACCUUACUUCUGCCAUGAACAAGGUGCUACCCAUUUUGCAGCCAUUCACAAAGUGUUUGGUGCAAGCAAUGUCUCAAAGCUCCUUGCCCAUCUUCCGGUCGGCGACCGCUGCGAAGCGGCCGUCACGAUUUCGUAUGAAGCUCAGGCAAGGCUUCAAGAUCCUAUCUAUGGCUGUGUCUCCCAUAUCUUUGCCCUUCAGCAACAGGUGGUGAAUUUACAAGCACAGCUAGCAUAUCUUAAGGAACAAGCAGCACAACAAAGUUGUGUGAAUGGUGGAAACCCUAAUCAUGAGAGAUACUUUGAUAAACCUAAUAUUGCUGAUAACAACAACAAUAAUUUCAUUACUCCUCAAGAUCUUCAAAGUUGGUUGUUCAAUAUGGAAAAUUCUUCAUCUUCAAACUUGGGUGGCCUUGAAUCUCUUCAUCCAAAUUUGUGCAACAACAAUGAUUCUUCUUAUUAUGGUAGUGAUGGAAACAACAACAAUAACAACAACAAUGUUAAUAAUUCCAUGAUGAUGAUGAUGGAUCUAAAGCCAAUUAAUAAUGAUGGGAGUUACUAUGAAAAUUCAAACUCAUUCUCUAGCUUUGAAGAGAGUUCUUCAAACUCCAUGUCUUAUGACAUGGAAACAAAUGGUGGGACAAAAUGGUCUUUUCAUGAAGUUGAUGAUCUUCAUUCAGUGGCCUUUGGUUACAGAAGAUAAAUGAAUAUAUUGGUGAAGAUCUUCAAGACUUUAUCAUCAUAUCAAUUUUGAUGAAUAUUGCUUAUUAUUAUUUUGAAGCAUGCACUACUACUCUGUUGCCAUAAAUAAUCUAGGAACUAAUUAAGGUUAGAAAUGUUGAUAUUUAUUUGAAAAAAAAAAGGAAAAAUUAUUGAAAUAUAUAUAUAUGGAGCAACACCCUUGGUAGUGUUUCUGCUUUAAUUAAGUGUAGUCCUUGGUUAAUUAAGUUGUAGAAUGAUAGUGUAAUUCUGAUCAUCAUGAUGAUGAUAUACAUAACUAGAAACUCUGGUUCUUAGUUAUUGUAUUAGAUUUUAAUUUGAAUUGGUUUGUUUUA